UAUCCUAUUUAUAAGACUCUUUGACUGUUGAUUAUCUUGUAUUGUCACUCCCAGAUCUCUCUCUUCUUGAACUUUUCAGUAUUUCUCCAUCUCCCAUUCUAUAUGUCCACUUUGGUCUCCCUUCAUUCUUACCCAUUUCCAUUACAUGACAUUUCUUUACAUUAAACUCCAUCUCCCAUUUCUUCCUCCAAUCACAAAUCUUAUUUAGGUCCUCUUGCAGAAUUUCACAGUCUUUACUAUCUCUUUUGUGAUGUGUCGCAGGAUAUCCUGAAGCGAUGCACGUCAUCUUAUGAACCUUGCUAGGACACACACACACACACACACACACACACACACACACACACACAUGCACACACCGAACACAGUCUAUUUCCCACAGGGGCGCGAAUAACACCAUGGUCGCCUUCCUUCCGCCGCCGCUGCUCUUUUCGGCGUCUUUUCUAGCCCUGCAGCUGUUGCCUGUUCUUGGAUGCUUCUGGACCUGCCCCCCGCCCCGCACACCUUCACCAGCAUUACCAUCCCGGAUUAGAAAAACGGCUCAAACAUUCCAUCCACGACGACCCUACCCCGGGCCUUGGCCCGGCAAACCCACACCUUACCCGGGCACACCCACACCUUACCCGGCCACACCCACACCUUACCCGGGCACACCCACACCUUACCCGAGCACACCCACACCUUACCCGGGCACACCCUCACUAACAUUACCACCACAGGCUCUAAUAAAACUGUCCAUGGAAGAGGACGAGAAGGCCGAGCACGUGCCAUCGACGAGUAAGAUUCCCGCCGUGACAGCGCCAACGAAGACCCCAAAGAGCGACUCAAACACCCCAUCCACGACAACUCCACACCUAGCCUGGGGGUUCGUGGGCGUGGUGGGGUUGGUGGUGGUGGGGGUGAAGUGCAGACGACGACAGAAGACUGCAGACCCCAGAAGCCCCACGCCACAGGUCCCGCCGCGCCCAAGCCCAGAGGACGGCUACGUCGAACCUAACCCCGUCCUCCCCCGACACGCCCCUGACGGCCACCAAGGGUCAACGAGGCACCCCAUGCUUUCCCGCGCCCGCUCCCGCACCUCCUCCACAAACAUCUACGACGAGAUACCGCUGCCAGGCAGGAACCAGACCCGCCUACUGCGCCAAGACAGCAACGGCUACGUGAUGAUGCUGCCCACGCCCCUCCAACCACACCGGGAGUCAGCAGAGAGUGAGGGCGAUUCUCGCAAGUCCUUCCGCCCCCCACCGUGGUACGAGGCACGGCAGCCUCCCACCUCCAGCCCAGCACAACAAACAACCCGCAGCGGCACUCCGAACCUACUAGAACUAUAG
This is a messenger RNA of Eriocheir sinensis (Chinese mitten crab), 1328 nucleotides long. RefSeq lists its product as uncharacterized. NCBI's taxonomy places the organism in Eukaryota, Metazoa, Arthropoda, Malacostraca, Decapoda, Varunidae. The record is from RefSeq and is a predicted model, not a curated record. The transcript has 3 exons. Bases 396 to 1328 code for a protein of 310 amino acids.